AAACGUGCGUGACGUCAUUCAUUUUAGUGAAAGAACGUCAUUACUUUAAGAUUUUCUUAGAUUUCUUAAAAAAGUGUUAUUUCAAGGCAUUAAAUAUAAACUAGAACGUUCAUUAUUAAUUGAUUACUAAUAACGGAGUAACUCAAAGACUCUGUGCUAUAUUGUCCAAUAUGCCAAAACGCGGAGGUGGACGUGGUAAUUCCAGAAAUUUAAAGCCGUCUUAUGACCAUUUUGAACAUGAUGAUAGAGGUCAUUCCAACAACACAAGGCGUGUUAGUUUUAAACCCGGCUAUUUCAAAGGAAAGAAUAAGUCCCGUAUUUGGAAUGAUGCAAAAUUAUUGCUUGAUGAUGACAUUGAUAUGUCUGGAGGACCUGUCCAUGGUCAAGGUCAAGGCCGAAAAGGAGUGUUCAGAGGUCGAGGAGGUAAACGGAUGACGACACCUGGAUCUGGUCCUCCGAGAGGACAUGGUAUGCCUAAGAAAAAAUUCAUAGCAGGUCUAUUGCCAUGGUACCAAAUUAUUAUACCAUAUGGAGCGAAGCACGAAAAAGAUGUUGUUUUGAAAGCGUUACUAAGCUACAUUUCACCGGAGAUCUUCAUCCCACACUAUUAUAAAGUGAAUGGGAACUCUGCAGUAUUUUAUGUGGAUGAUGUAAAAAUUGCUGAGAAGCUGUAUUAUGCAGACAGAAAGAUCAUUAUGAAUGAUGGCUUCAAAUUGGUGGUGAUUGUUCGUAAUGUUGCACCAACUGUGACGAUUGAUGCUGAAAUGAAGGAGAAAAUGAAGACCGCUAUGGUGAAGAGAUACAAUGCUGCAACUAAAGCUCUAGAUUUAACAAAAUUCCAUGCAGACCCAGAACUACAAGAUGUAUUCUGUGCACUUUUCCGGCCAAUGAUUAUGUUGGCAGUGGUGGAUAUUAUUGCUGAGCACAUUCCAGACCUCGAGGCCCUAAACCUGAACGAUAACAAGCUUCAUGGCACAGAACAUUUGAAGGUUCUAGCUACAAAGUUCAAGCACCUCAAAAUUUUGUAUAUGGGAGACAAUAGGAUACCAUCAGUUGGAUCGCUAGACCCACUGAAAGCCCUGCCCUUAGUGGAGCUGUACCUUAAGGGGAAUCCCCUUGUGAACAGGUUUAACGACCAUGAAGUCUACAUCAGCGACGUUCGGAAGAGGUUCUCGAAGCUGCUGAGACUAGACGGCGUGGACUUGCCUCCCGCGAUCGGCUUCGACGUCACAGAAAAUGUCACUCUCCCUCCGCGACAACAGUCGUUCCUCUCUGAUCCUUCCGGACAGGAGUUGGUCCGCCAGUUCCUUACUCAGUACUACGCGAUAUACGACUCAGAGUCCCGACAGCCAUUGUUGGAAGCCUACCAUGAACACGCGACUAUGUCUAUGGCAGCCAACUACCUGUCUAAUGAUAAUAGAAACUCUCCAAACACUAGACUGAACGCAUACUUAUCGAGCAGUCGUAACAUAAUAAGAGUAUCGGAGAGAGAAUCAAGAAGACGAUACUUGAAGAACGGCAGACUGCAAGUCGUCUCGUUCCUCUCAGACCUACCCAAGACCACGCACGAUCUAAUGGGAUUCGCUGUUGAUUUACUGGUUUUUACGCCAACAAUGAUAGUGCUAUCAAUGAACGGCGUGUUCAAAGAGACGACGACCGCCGGCAGCCCGAUGCGUUCGUUCCACAGAACAUUCGUGAUCGUGCCCAACUCCGGCGGCGGGUUCUGCGUCAUCAACGACAUGCUGUACAUCACCAACACCGCCGAUGAACAGGAAGAGAAAGCGUUUUCAUCGGGCGCCCCCGCGGCCCAGCCGCCGCCGGCCGCCGCGGCCCCCUCCCCCUCCUCCGCCUCCCCCUCCCCCUGCCCCUCCGCCGUCGCCGGCGCAGCGCCCGCCGGCGACGCACAGAACGUGAUGCUCAACAUGCUGAGCCAGCAGACUGGCAUGAACCACCAUUGGAGCAUCAACUGCUUACAAGAAACGGGAUGGGAUUUCCAGCGAGCGUUGUUUAUCUUCAACCAACUGCAGACAGAAGGGAAAAUACCGCCGGAGGCGUUCGUCAAAUGAUCCCACAAUGCACCGUAAGCUGUGUAAAUAUUGUGUAAGAUUAUUUUUAAAAAAGUUUCGUUGUACAGAAGAAGAUUUGAAGAUUUUUCGUAAAAUUGUUAUUGAGUGAUCAAUGAUUGAAGAUCUUCGAUGUUGAAGAAGAAAUAAAAUAAUUCUAAGUCUGAGAAUGAUUUCUGGAUUGAAAGUGAAAUGUCUAGUAGAAAGUUAUGGAAGAUAGUAGAGAUCGUCAUAAAAACAAGGAAUGUUGACAAAGUCAUGAAUCUUCGAUAAUACUGAAAUAUAAAAUGGUAAAAUUGAAGAAAAUAUUGAUUAUUUGUACGUGAAUAAACUUAUGGCUGAAUGAAUAACAUAUAAAGAAAACAUUAAUAAAAUUAUAAUGUUUAUCUAUAGAAGACGUGAUGACCGGAAGAUGAAAGAAGAAAACUUAUAACCUAUAUAUUAUACUGAUUUAUAUAAUUUCUUAAGUAUACUAAUUUUCUAAAGUUUUCCUUCAAAAAUAAGCAACAAAUUUAUACAGUUGAAUAUUAAACUAAUCUUUGUUUAUAAGAAAAAACAACUAACAAUUGUAUAAAGUUUAAACUGUGUGAUAUUAUUCUAAUUACAACUUGUAUAGUAUAUAUACUAUAUACUCCAUAUCCCCCAUAUGUGUGGAAUUAGAAAAUUAGAUAAAAACUCCAUUUAAAGUUGUAGACUUGUUCUAAGUUGAGUUGACGCCCCCUCUCUACAGUACGCGUAUUCGUAUAGUAUACUUUUGUACAUAAAGUGCGAGAGUAGGGCGCGUCAUUCCAACGCUAUAUUCGCACCAUGAAAACAAUUUAAACCUACAUUUUCUUACUUUUGAUUGGUGUAUUUAUCAGUAGAUAAUAAAAAAAAUGUACCGUAACGUUUGGGCAUAAGUUUCAAUAUUCAGAGGCAAAUUGUAUCUAUUGCCAUUCAAAAUUUGCUCUAAUCCGUGUAAAAAUUACCGCAAACAGAAGCUAGAUAGUUAAAAAGACGCGUUUGACAUUUCUUUUUCGAAAUUAUUUAAUAACAAUUAUUAUAUAGGAUAUUUACGGUAUUCACAAAGCCUUUAUGAAUUAUAUUUACAUUAUAAUUCUAAAAAGAAAUAUCAAAUGCAUGUUUUCAGCUAUCGAGGAGAGCAUAAUAACGAUUUUUUAAUUGCAUUUAAACAUGUGACCUAUUUCAAUCGCUCAAAAAUGUGUAUCCUAUUAUAUCUUAUCUCGAUAGUGUACAAGUAUAUUUAUGAUCUCUGAACAGAUAUUUUCUACGCGAAGCUAAACUGACCUGAUGAGGGCUAACGUGUGGUGUAGAGCAAGGUCCGUGUAAAAGGCAAAAGAAAUAAAUUUAAACACACUUGUUUUGCAUAAUGAACGAGACAUCACUCGCCUGUGGCGUCAAUUAGCAAGCGAAGAACGAUAACCCUCAUUGACAGUACUUGUCAAUCCGCCAUCUUUAUUAAUCCGACCAAUUACCAUCGCAGACCGAUUAAGUGGCGGUUUGACAGUAGUUUUUAUACGUUGCUUUACUGUUAAUGACAUUUGACAUUGGAGCAAGAAGAGAAGUGUUAAUAUUUGAUCAAUUGGAAUUUUGCCAUGCUGUCGUUCAAAAAGAUAGAUGUUUUGUUUUUAAAAACCUAUUUAUAUUUCCAAAUUAUCGAAAAAAAAAACACGAUUGUCGCCUCGAUCCUUUUAAUAUGAAUUUAUAAAAAUAAAAAUAAGAAAAAACAACAACUAAUAUUGAUCACAUAUAACGAAGUCUCUUUGUAUGUUAGAUAAAGAGUUUUGUUAAUAUUUUCGCUGUUGUUUGAUGUAUGUAUCUUGGAUCGUUAUUACUUAUUAGUUUUUACGAUUUGGCUGUUUCUAAUAAAAUAACUUUAUUUACAUAAUAUUAUGUAAAAUAAUUUUUCAAAUGCAAAUUCUUGUAUUUACUAGUUUUGUUAAUUUAGUUUAAAUUAUAUUAAGGUUUAAAUGAUAAUUACCGUAUCUUUAGACUAUAUUUUGGCUUUUAUAUAGAUUUGGUUGGAAAAAACUAAUAUUUUGUGUGUUUAGGGAAUAACAUUGUAUAGUUUAGCUUUAUUACUUUUCGCGCUAAAGUCAAGCGCUUACGUAAUUUGAAGAUUGUAAAAUAACAAAGUCUCGGUUCCUUUAAAAAAAUAUGAGUAAAUUAUCUAUGACAAAAAAAAAUUUAAAUAUUUUUUCAUUAUGGGUUUUCGACACGCUCGGCCAAACAAUCGGUGUGUUCAUAUUUCGGCAGUGGCGCUGGUGUCGCAUUAUAACACGGCCAUGUUGAGAAAUUCGGCCGUUGGUUGUAGCCUGAACAUGACGGCGGAACCCCUUGGAGGCACCCUAGCGGUGGAGCCCUUGUGGGCUAGUCGUCGGGUACCAGGGCUCACCAAAUCUGAAGCCAAUGAGAACUGCCAUUUUCUGAACUGAACCAACAUGUAAAGCCGAAGCGGUCGGGGAGGUGCGUAGGGCCCCAAUUAGUUAAGACUUAUAAUUAAAAUGAAUGAUGAAUACAAGUUUCUGUUUAUAUUGA
Plodia interpunctella (Indianmeal moth) is the source of this 4601-nucleotide messenger RNA. It is a transcript of the gene sbr, whose product is annotated as small bristles. NCBI's taxonomy places the organism in Eukaryota, Metazoa, Arthropoda, Insecta, Lepidoptera, Pyralidae. Gene Ontology annotation, molecular function: protein binding; RNA binding. The transcript is spliced from 12 exons. Gene Ontology annotation, cellular component: nucleus; cytoplasm. The coding region runs from base 171 to 2066 and encodes 631 amino acids. The record is from RefSeq and is a predicted model, not a curated record. Gene Ontology annotation, biological process: poly(A)+ mRNA export from nucleus.